Molecule: messenger RNA, 338 nt
Organism: Galeopterus variegatus (Sunda flying lemur)
Lineage: Eukaryota; Metazoa; Chordata; Mammalia; Dermoptera; Cynocephalidae
Product: transmembrane protein 14C-like
Exons: 4
Biological process (GO): regulation of heme biosynthetic process
Cellular component (GO): mitochondrial membrane
Source: RefSeq, a predicted model, not a curated record
AGCACAAGCUGCAGGUGCAGGCCUGGUGUAGUCUCCUGUCUGGACAGUGGGAAGAGAGCAACGCAGAAGGACCCCGGCUCACUAGUGCCUUUACAUUGGUUUGGCUUUAGCUGUGCAGCACUGAUUGCUUCUGGUGGGAUCAUUGGCUAUGCAAAAGCAGGUAGCAUGCCGUCCUUGGCUGCCGGGCUCCUCUUUGGGGACUUAGCAGGCCUGGGUGCUUACCAGCUGUCUCAGGAUCCGAGGAACGUCUGGGUUUUCCUAGGUGCGUCUGCCUCAGUGUCUCAGCGCAGCUAUGUAUCCAGAAUACUCAACUGAAAGGCCCUGGUUUGGUGGGAUGU